AUGACCAGCCUAGCAAAUAUCAUUUGUUGUUUAAAAGACACGCUUAAAGCCCUAUAUUACAUGCAUAAAGUAGGCUGGGUGCAUCGUGAUGUCAGCAUUGGCAAUGCAUUAUGGAUCACCAAUAACAACAAUCAGUGCACUGGCAAACUCGCUGAUUUCGAAUAUGCAAAAUGUAUCUAUUCUGAUAAGUCUCAUGACGUGCGAACAGGCACUCCCCAUUUCAUGGCGGUGGAAGUAGAUGCUAAGUGUUACCUGUUUAUAACGUGGGGCUACGGUGAAAAGCUUCUUAGCACUCCUCCUUUUCGGAUGAAUGGGUUGCAUGACAUAGAAUCUGUGUGGUGGAUCUUGUUAUGGGUCAUCUUUUAUUAUACUGACCAGAACCAUCCCACUGUUGACCCGGGUAACCAGCGGAACACACUUCAAGCAAUCUUUCCCGGUGUUCUUGGCCAGAGCUCGCGUCUGAUGGUCGCGAAGACAUGCAAGCCCAUUAGUAAAUUUCUUCGCCAAUUUGCGUCUCACCUGCAAGAAAGCUAUUGGACGGCGGAGGAAUCAAUUAUGACCAUCAAAUUUGAAGAUACCCUGGAAAGCGUUCAUAGGGAGACUGCGAAGAAUCUGUUAAAUGUGCACAAUGCAUAUGCACACGAAGAUGCGAGCAAUGUUAUUCUUUGCCCCUUAGAUAGAUUCCUGACACGCAAAAGAUCAAACUCAGAGGUUCAAACAUCACCAACAAUGCAGGAAAAGAGGAGGCGUUAG
Molecule: messenger RNA, 753 nt
Organism: Serpula lacrymans var. lacrymans S7.9
Lineage: Eukaryota; Fungi; Basidiomycota; Agaricomycetes; Boletales; Serpulaceae
Exons: 4
Coding region: 1-753 (250 amino acids)
Biological process (GO): mitotic DNA damage checkpoint signaling; protein phosphorylation
Cellular component (GO): nucleus
Molecular function (GO): ATP binding; protein serine/threonine kinase activity
Source: RefSeq, a predicted model, not a curated record